AUGGCUGAAAAUCAACCCGGGAAAAGGUUACAAAUAUUGCGGAGUGAUAAUGGCUGCGAAUACCUCUCCAAUGAUUUUGAUAAGUUUUUAAAGGGACGUGGCAUCAUACAUCAGACAACUGCCAGUUUUACACCACAGCAAAACGGCAUUGCCGAACGUGUAAAUAGAACCAUCAUGGAAAUGUACAAUGGCCAACGCGAAUACCCCGAAUGGAGUGAAGCUGUUAACACUGCUAUCUACGGAGAUGUGUUGACGUUCGUCGGCUACUGUACAACAACAAAAGGCUUCAUACUGUACAACAAAAAGACCAAAGCAAUUGCAAUUUCCAGAGAUGUGCUGUUCUUUGAAAACUUGUUUGCAAAAAUUGAUGAAUAUAACGAAGAACAAGAGUAUAAUUGGAUGUCCACUCAGAGAGUACAACAAAUAAAUAUGUCACACAUCUCAGCUCCACGAGCAAUUUCUCCCCAAACGAGCCAGUCAACAACAUCAACAACAACACAUGAUCCAAUACUGAUGGCCCCACUAAUAAUACCCCCACCAACAGCAGGCGCAGCAGAUAGUGAUGAAAAAAUGAUAGUGAUGAAAAAAGAAACGAUGGACAGAGAGCCAGAUGAUAAGGAAUUAGAAGACUUAUUAGGCAAGUUAAGUUUAGAAACAAAAGAAACCAUGAACGCCGAACAAGUAAGUGAGCUAGUUAGAGCAGAAGUGAGCAGAGCAUUGGCCGCUCAAAAAUUAGAAUUCGACAGGAAAAUAACUGCGAUUAACAGUAGACUUGCUACUGACAAACCUAAAAUUGAAAAGUUUACGAAAGUUCGGAUAAAUCCGCUGGUACCUUGUGAUAUCACCUUAGAUGCCAUAAAGUCUCUUCCGGAAUUUUCGGGACAGCCAGGCACCUAUGUGUCAUGGCGCGAGGCAGCGCACAAUGCAUACGAGUUAUUUGAGAAAUACGAUGGCAGCGAACGCCACUAUCAAGCGGUGAUUAUUCUUAGAAAUAAAGUGCGAGGUGCCGCCGAUGCAGUACUUUCAUCCUUUAGCACGGUAUUAAGUUUUAAAGCAAUCAUUGCCCGUCUCGAUUUUACUUACGCGGACAAACGUCCGAUAUAUCUGAUCGAACAAGAACUGUCCACGCUGAGGCAGGGUUCGAUGCAGUUACUAGAUUUCUACGAUGAGGUAGAAAAGAAAUUAACCUUGUUAGCCAAUAAGACAAUCAUGUCAUAUGAAAAUAGUGUAGCAGACACUAUAAACGAAAAAUACAGAGCCGAUGCACUUAGGGUUUUCAUAUCAGGUUUAAGGAAACCCCUUUGUGAUAUCCUGUUUGCCUCAAGACCAACAGACCUCCCUUCUGCAUUGGCCUUAGCACAAGAAGUAGACGCUAAUAACGAGCGCUACGCUUUCGCGAAAAAUUUCGCAAAUAGAUCUGAUAGUUCUUACAACAGAAAGGCAAGUUCUGCCCAAAAUUCCCCUAAUACGGAUCACAAUGUGGGACAGAAGAACCCACAUUAUUCGGUUACCAAACAGAAACAGGCUGGUCAACCGCAGAACAACUUAAAUAACCAAAAGCCACACACCAGUGGUAACUUCGCCGAUCAUAGACGUGUCGAACCUAUGGAAGUAGACCCUUCCCUAUCCCAAUUUAGACAAAAAAAAAACUACCAAAGUCAUGACUAUAAUGACAGGUCACAGGGAAAUACACAGAAACGAGCGUCAAAUUCAGGGCGAUACACAGGACCAAAACUACAACGUGUGAAUCAUCUUAGCGAAGAACACGAAUCAAUGGACGAGCCAACGUAUGAUGAAGAUGCGGAACAGGCCGUAGACGAAAUUGAGAGCGACGAGCUUAAUUUUUUAGGGGAAGGUCCCUCCUGCCUUGGAUUUCAAGAAGAUUUUUUUAUUUUACCCGAGUUGAAAUCAUUUGAUGGCGUUAUUGGCCUUGAUUUAUUGAAUAAGGUACACGCAUCCAUUGAUUUAAAAACUAACACAAUUACACAUGACCAUGGAAAAGAAGUUAUUUUAUUUAUUACCAGCCAGGAUAUAAAUCAUUUACAACUUCAGGCUAAGUCGGUACCAAGGGAGUUCAAAGACGCAUUCUUUAGAGUAAUUGCCAACGUAAACGGAGUAUUUGCAGACCCCAAUGAAGCACUCCCAUACAAUACGAAUGUGGUUGCGACCAUCCGCACGGAGAACGAAGACCCAGUUUACUCAAGACUGUACCCGUACCCACUGGGCGUUGCGGAUUUUGUUAAUAAGGAAAUUCAGGAUUUACUGGCAAACGGUAUCAUUCGAAAGUCUAGGUCCCCCUAUAACAACCCAAUAUGGGUCGUUAAAAAAAAGGGCUUUGAUGAAAAUGGACAGGAAAAAAAGCGAUUAGUUAUAGAUUUUCGAAAACUUAAUGAUAAAACUGUCAGUGAUAGGUACCCGAUUCCAGAAAUAACGGAAACUCUAUCCAACCUUGGUGGGAGUAAAUUCUUCACUACACUAGACCUAAAAUCAGGUUUCCACCAAAUUCAGUUGUCUGAACCCGAUAGAGAAAAAACCGCAUUUUCUGUAAAAAACGGAAAAUAUGAAUUCUGCAGACUGGCCUUCGGUCUGAAGAACGCGCCCAGCAUUUUCCAAAGGGCGAUAGACGAUGUGUUAAGAGAACACAUCGGUAAGAGAUGUUUCGUCUACGUCGACGAUGUCAUUAUAUUCUCGAAAAACGAGCAAGACCAUUUAACAGAUACGGAAGUAGUGAUGCGAAGUCUAUUCGAAGCCAAUAUGAGGGUAUCGGCAGAAAAAUCAAAAUUUUUCCAAACCGAGGUCGAAUACUUAGGGUUCUUAGUUUCACAAGGAGGAAUUAAAACUUGUGCUGAAAAAAUUGAAACAAUUCGGAAUUUUCCUGAGCCCAGCACCUUAAGAGGUCUAAGGUCAUUCUUAGGCUUAGCGGGAUACUACCGCUGCUUCAUACGCGACUUCGCCAAGAUUGCGAAACCACUAUCAAACAUACUGAGAGGAGAGUACGGCCGAGUUACUGCAACACAGUCGAAAAAAAUCAAGAUUGAUUUGACUAGUGAGCAGAAAAAAGCCUUUAUUAAAAUAAAAGAUAUACUUGCCUCCGAAGACGUAACCUUAACAUACCCAGAUUUCCGAAAAGCGUUCGAUUUAACCACAGACGCAUCCUCCCAUGCUAUAGGUGCUGUCCUUUCACAGGAGGGAAAACCUAUAACCAUGAUUUCCCGCACUUUGACAAUUAGCGAGGAACAUUACGCUACUAAUGAACGGGAAUUAUUAGCCAUUGUCUGGGCACUUAAAACGCUUAGAAACUACCUUUAUGGUGUAUCAAAAUUAAACGUAUUCACGGACCACCAACCAUUAACCUUUGCCGUUUCGGACAGAAAUCCGAAUUCUAAAAUUAAAAGGUGGAAAGCUUUCAUUGAUGAAUGCAACGCAAAGCUAAUCUAUAAACCAGGCAAGGAAAACGUAGUUGCAGAUGCGCUGUCCAGACAGCACAUUAAUGCUUUAGACAAUGCGAGUGUUGAAACAAUCCACAGCGAAGAAUCAUCUACCAACACGAUUGAGAGAACCGAUAAGCCGGUAAAUUGCUUCCGUAAUCAGAUACUUGUUGAGGAAGGCACAGAACCCCAGAAAAAAACUUUCAUUAUUUUUGGGAAAAAGACGAGACACUUGAUUUCAUUCCGAACCGAUGACGAUUUAAUUAAAAAUCUCCAGGAAGCCGUGAACGUAGAUGUAGUAAAUGCUCUGCAGUGUGAUCUACACACAUUGGCACGAUUCCAGCAUAAAUUGAUCGAACUCUUUCCAACCGUGAAAUUCAGGCACACAGAAAAGUUAGUUAUUGAUAUAUCAGAUCCUAACGAACAACAGGAAAUUAUCGCAGCCGAACACAAUCGAGCACACCGAGCAGCCCAGGAAAACGUGAAGCAAAUAAUUGAAGACUAUUUUUUUCCAAAAAUGGAAAAGAAGACUAAACAAUUUGUAGCAAAUUGUCGCGUAUGCUCUCAAGCGAAGUAUGACCGCCAUCCAAGAAAGCAACUCAUUGCUCAAACGCCCAUACCCACAUAUUUACAGUCUUUAAAGUCUAGGACGAUAGUAGACGUUAAGCCUCAGCUUCUGCAGUUGCUCAAUGUGUUUUCAAAUACGAAAACUAUUUACUGUGACAACGAGAAGUCGCUCAAUUCACAUAGCAUCAAGGCCACGUUAAAGAACCAUUUCGACAUCGAUAUUGCGAACGCUCCACCCUUGCACAGUACCUCAAAUGGACAGGUAGAGCGAUUUCACAACACACUGAUGGAAAUAUCUAGAUGUCUUAAACUUGACAAAAAUUUAGAUGAUAUCGAAGAGAUAGUUCUUUUGGCUACCAUCGAAUAUAACAGGUCAAUACAUUCGGUAACUGAGACGAAACCUAUUACAGCCUUUCAUUCCUCGGAAGCCGACGCACAAAUAGUAUCGCGUAUAAAAAACACUCAGAUCAAAAACUUAGAAGCGCACAAUAGGAAUAGGCAAGAUAGGGAUUUUGCCGUUGGGGAGAAGGUGCUCGUAAAAAAUAACAGAAGGCUAGGUAAUAAACUUACACCUCUUUACACCGAAGAGGAAGUUGAAAAAGACCUGGACAGUAACGAAAUAAACUUCAUAAUAAAAAAUGAGCACUUCACGAACCUCUCCGUGGCCGAUGUUAUGGCUGUAGCUAAUAUUAAGAUUUUGCAAUACGAUAAUGUAAUUUACUUCCUAAUAAGAUAUCCUAUUCCUAAGCUUAGAUGUAAGAAAAUUACUAUUUUACCAGUAGCUCACGGCCACCAAAUGCUCCACCUACAAGAAUCCACCUUAGCGGUAUGCCAUAAUCGUACCUUAGCGGUGAGGAACUGCAGCGACACGAUACCAACUUUUUGCCUACCGUCAUCAGCCACAUCAUGCGCUCUACAACUACUGACAAGUAACACUGCAAGCUGCAGCACCACAUUCAACAAUCUCACGCCGAUUACACCAAUAGGCGAUGGAUUGGUAGUCAUAAAUGACCAACUGGCAAUAGUAGAAGAAAGUAAUGAAGCUCCUGUUACAAUUAAUGGCACUUACCUGGUCAUUUUCAAAGAUCAUGUAAAAAUCAACGAUUCGGUAUAUUACAACGAGAAUUCGACGACUCCUCUGCAACCUGAAACUCCAUGGGCUUCUGAGAUCAACCUGACACAACACACUGAGAUACUAAGUGCCCCCUAUCUGCAUCACGUGAACCAACGGAACCUCCAACACAUCCGCCAUUUACAACGUGUGGUCGAUCAGGGCCAAAUCGCAGGUUUAUCAAUCAUUGGUGGUUUUGCGAUUGUGGGACUGGCAGGUUACCUAUUACGACGAAGAACCAUCACAAAAAAGAAGAUCAUCAUAACCAGUUUAGCUGCACCAAGGCAACCAAAAACCCCACACGAGCUGCUAAGUCAGCGCAUUGGACACCUUAUUCUAGACACCUUAUUCAUUUGGUUGCACCCAAACCAACUACUUACAACCAUUCAUGGGAAACCUUCAUGCUCCCGUAUUCCCACAAGUAACACGAGCCGCCUAUUCAACACCCCACUACAGGUUAAUAGCCCAAUAUUCUACACGGGCCACUGUGUCAGCAAGAAAUGCAAUGGCAACGUUGGCAGAGCGACAGCGGCGCAACAUAAUGUGGUGGCUUAG
Molecule: messenger RNA, 5661 nt
Organism: Stomoxys calcitrans (stable fly)
Lineage: Eukaryota; Metazoa; Arthropoda; Insecta; Diptera; Muscidae
Exons: 8
Coding region: 1-5661 (1886 amino acids)
Biological process (GO): DNA integration
Molecular function (GO): nucleic acid binding
Source: RefSeq, a predicted model, not a curated record